AUGUGUUUCUGGAACAUCGGGUCCCCCACUCCCAGCUAUCCAUGCACUCUUUGUAUCAUCAAAUCGAUAAUGUUCCCUCCGAAAAAGAAGAAGCCAUUCCCACUACUCCAUCUUCCAUUUGUUGCAUUACACAAUGUGAUAAAAAUGAUGGAUCCACAUGAGUUAGCAAAACUGUCCAUUUGUUCAUACCGAUUGGAACUACAUCUUCGAUCGUAUAAACGAAAGAUUGAACUUAUUCAUAUCCACUUGAGUAACACGUUCUAUCAACUUGACCUGUUCAAUUCAAAAGAUCGUUUUAUUGUCUGGUUCGAAGAAGAAGACGAAAAUAAGGAUUUACCGAAAUCAAUGAAUACUGUAACAAGAUUGCAGCAGUUUAGUCGAAGCUUUCAUGCAGAAUUCGAUACGGCUCUCGUCUUAUUUCAACCAUUUCCGCCUUCUCUGUGUUUCGACGUCUCUCAUCUUCUUCUGUCUCUAUAUUCAAGUCCACUUAUUGAUUGGGCUUUUUACAUGGAUCAGCUGGAAAUUGAGACCGUCCGUCGAUACUUGGAUAUAAUCCUUCAGGGGAGAUGCGAACAGAUCACAUUCUUCCGUAGCGAGAUGAGCUCUGAGUUUUUGACAGAGUUGAUGGACAAGAUACCAUUGGAUAAGAAAUUGAGAAUCGAUUCCGGUAUUCCGUCGGAUUUCAGACAUCCAAAUGCUCUUAAAUUUUACGGAUCGCAAUAUAAAAACGGGCGGUGGAUUACACUGGAAGACCUGAAAACGAUUCGAAAUGUCUUGUAUGUUUCUUUAGACUCUACUAUUUUCAAUUGUCGCGAUAUCAAUGAAUUCCUUCACUAUUGGAUAAACUGUGAUGAGAAGAUGUUUGUUCAAAUGGAAUUACAGUUGGAUGAAAGUGUCCAAAUUGAUGAAGAUGUUCUGAAAGACGGACUGAUCACAUUGCAAAUUGUUGAUGGAACUGAUGAAACGUGCCUAUAUUUAAAAGUCAAGAACCACCACAAUCUUUGCUUUGGACUGUGUCGCUUGUUAAUCUAUAAAAACAAGCUAGCCGAAUUUGUCUCUUGGGAAGUGGAUGAUCAGUUGGCAAAUAAAUUCGAAAUACUGGUCCUUCUGGAAAAGAAGAAGAAUCUGGAAUUGGAGAAUGAAGCUUCGGGGACUGCAGAGGAGAGGAAACAGGAGAUUGCAGUGGAAAUAGAGGAGUUGAUGAAUCAGCUAACGAAAAAUAACGAAUCUGGAUAUAUUUUUUGA
Molecule: messenger RNA, 1245 nt
Organism: Caenorhabditis remanei
Lineage: Eukaryota; Metazoa; Nematoda; Chromadorea; Rhabditida; Rhabditidae
Exons: 6
Coding region: 1-1245 (414 amino acids)
Biological process (GO): embryo development
Molecular function (GO): protein binding
Source: RefSeq, a predicted model, not a curated record